Paramecium sonneborni is the source of this 1383-nucleotide messenger RNA. The record is from the annotation of a GenBank genome assembly. Lineage: Eukaryota; Ciliophora; Oligohymenophorea; Peniculida; Parameciidae.
AUGAAAUAGGUUCCUAUUGUAUAUUUUUUUCAAAAUGAACCAAAGACAUAAUAUAUGUUCUUUUUUUAAGGAGAGGAAGUAUAUCAAUUGUAAAUUUUUAUUGUAGCUUCUUGUAAAAAAUAUUUUGCAAUAAUUUCCUUUCAAAAUUACAUCUCAUCACAUUAGAUUUAAGAUAUUUGUAUAAGACAUUGAACCAAAAACGUAAUUGAUUAUUUUAUUUAUUAGACAUGCUUGGUUUGAUAUAUCGAAUCCAAAUGCUAAAGUACCAGUAGUAAAUGAUACUGUAUAUGCCAAAAUAUUAACACUUUAAGAUGUUUCAUUUAGCAGAAUAGCUAAGAAAAUGGUUGAAAGUGUGAAUUCAGAUUAAAAAGUUGGAGAUUUAAAAGUAGGAGAUUUAAGAGUUUAAAAAAAUAUUGUUUAAUAAUCACCAUAAACAUAAAAUAAAGUCUUGUCAUAACAAUCUAAUUCAUCACCUAAAUUGUAAUAGCAAUAAAAUUAAAAAUAAACUUUACAACCUGUUAUUCAAUAGAGUAGUGAAAGAUAUAGCAAUAGAUAAUUAAGUAAUUAAUCAAAUGGAACCAGUCAGAGUGGUGAUCUUUUAGAAGCAUUUGAAAAAUUAGAUUUUAAGCCAAAUCCUCAUCAUACCUAAUCAUAACCAAUAAGUCAAGCAGAUUUAGAUAUCAACAAUACAAAUAAUAUUAAUUUUUAAAAUUUUAAUCAUUUCAAACCAACAGUUUAAUAAAAUGAUAUAGAUGAUAAUAUGCUUAUGAAAGUUUAACCAAUACAACAAUCAUAAUAAACAAAAAAAGGUGAAAAUUUGUUUGAAUUUGAUGGUCCAAUAGAAAAUUAAGCUAAUAUAUAAAAUGAUUAAAUUUAGAGAGAGGAUCUAUUUUAAUUUGAUACUCCAACUCAGCCAAAAUAAUAAUAAUAAUAAUAAUAAUCUAAUGAAUAAUAUGAGGGACUCACAGAUAAACAAAUUGUUGAUAUGAAAGUAGCAUAAGCAGCAGAAGGUUUAUAAAAGAUAUGGUAAGAUGAGGCAGAUUAUAACAUUUAGAGAUAACAAGCUAAAGAUGAAGUAGAACCAAAAAUAUUGAAAUGGGCUUUUAAAAAUGAUGUUAGAAAUAAUUUAAGAUUACUUCUCUCUACAUUAAAUGAUGUUUUAUGGGAAGGAACUGAUUGGUAAUGUUCAAUAGGGGAUUUAAUGACUGAUGGAAAAGUCAAAGUAAUUUAUAUUUCUAUCAAUUCUAGUUGAAGUAUCGCUAAGCUUUAUUAAUUGUUCAUCCUGAUAAACAUAAUUAGACUCCUCCUAUUUAAAGGUAUAUUGCAGAAAGAGUAUUUUAUGAACUUAAUUAAGCUUGGAAUGUUGAUAAAAGCAAAAAUUGA